AUGGGAUGCAUAUAAAAUUAGCCAAUAAGUCCUGAACUUUCUGUUAUAGAAAUUAAUUCUCCCAUAUACAAUCCUCACAAUCCACCACCAAUAAAACCAUAUUCUAAUAAUUAAUAUCCAGCUGCAAGAUUACCUACCAGUUAAUCAGAAUAAUCAACUUAAUCUAAAUUUAUCUAUAACAAAGGAUUAUCUUGGUCAAAGAAUGGUAAUAUAUUUAAACUAAACUUAGAAAAUUAAGAUAGAAUUUUCUGUGCUUCCCUUAAUAGUUGUCCUUACUUUUGA
Messenger RNA from Paramecium sonneborni, 282 nucleotides. The record is from the annotation of a GenBank genome assembly. NCBI's taxonomy places the organism in Eukaryota, Ciliophora, Oligohymenophorea, Peniculida, Parameciidae.